AUGCGUAAAAGUGCUAACGAGGCAGAAGAUGUUCAGUUUGAGAGAAAUAUAAUAGUAAGUGAAAAAGAUUUACUCUUAGAAAAGAAAUUAAACUCUCAACAAAGAAGAGCAUAUAAUAUUAUUCUGGAUAGAGUAUAUUCUCAUAAACCAGGAGCGUUUUUCAUUGAUGGUCUUGGAGGAACAGGAAAAACAUUCUUGUAUCGAGCUUUGUUAGCUAAUAUAAGAUCAAAAGGUUUUAUAGCUUUAGCAACUGCAAGUUCUGAUGUUGCAGUUUCAAUUCUACCUGGAGGACGAACUGCUCAUUCGCGCUUCAAAAUUUCUAUCAUUGAUGAGAAUUUUACAUGUAAUAUUAGUAAACAAAUUGCAUUAGCAACUCUAAUUCAAGAUUCAAAGUUAAUUGUCUGGGAUGAAGCUUCAAUGGCAAAAAAGAAAAUGAUUGAAGCUUUCGAUACUCUUUUAAAAGAUCUCAUGAAUACGAAUAUACUCUUUGGUGUAAAGUUGUAG
Nicotiana tabacum (common tobacco) is the source of this 504-nucleotide messenger RNA. Lineage: Eukaryota; Viridiplantae; Streptophyta; Magnoliopsida; Solanales; Solanaceae. The record is from RefSeq and is a predicted model, not a curated record.